This is a messenger RNA of Xyrauchen texanus (razorback sucker), 1179 nucleotides long. Its product is annotated as ubiquitin-conjugating enzyme E2 variant 2-like. Gene Ontology annotation, cellular component: nucleus. Bases 40 to 477 code for a protein of 145 amino acids. The record is from RefSeq and is a predicted model, not a curated record. Gene Ontology annotation, biological process: DNA damage tolerance; protein K63-linked ubiquitination. Lineage: Eukaryota; Metazoa; Chordata; Actinopteri; Cypriniformes; Catostomidae. The transcript is spliced from 4 exons.
GUCACGCUAUCGUGCGCUUUUGGAUUCGGGCUGGAGAAGAUGGCGGCCUCCUCAGGAGUUAAAGUUCCUCGUAAUUUUCGUUUGUUGGAAGAGCUUGAAGAAGGGCAGAAGGGUGUUGGUGAUGGCACAGUGAGUUGGGGUUUAGAGGAUGACGAGGACAUGACGCUCACACGGUGGACAGGGAUGAUCAUUGGACCUGCGCGAACUAAUUACGAAAACAGGAUAUACAGCCUGAAAGUGGAGUGCGGACCUAAAUACCCUGAAUUACCACCGACUGUUAGAUUUGUAACAAAAAUUAGCAUGAAUGGAAUAAAUAAUUCCAAUGGGAUGGUGGAUGCACGUAGCAUACCAAUUCUAGCAAAAUGGCAAAACUCAUAUAGCAUUAAAGUCAUUCUUCAAGAGCUAAGGCGUUUUAUGAUGUCCAAAGAGAAUAUGAAGCUUCCUCAACCACCGGAAGGCCAGACAUACAGCAAUUAAUUGUAAAUGAUUAUGACCCUCUGUCUUAAACCUUACUCUCUUAGAAAUGUCUUGUAAAUCAUCAGAAAACAAAACAAAAUCAUAUAUUGCUCACUCCACUGUCAAAACAGUCUCCUGCAGGAGCAAGAUUGGACAUUUCUAAUAGUUUAGCUUGAGAAACAAAGAAAGGAAAAUGUCUAUAAUGUGUUGGCACCAUGUUCAAUUGUAUUUUAAUAUUGCAAGUGCACAAAUCUCUUCCAGUAACAUUACAUCAAUCACAAGCUUUAUGUUGAACUGAAUCCUGUCUGCAUAGACGCAGAAGGCAUGUUAGAACUGUGAGGUUUAUAUUGAUCUAUACAUUUUAAGUGACUGGACACCAAAACAAACAAUUAGGAUGCAUCUAUGACGGCAUGCGUAUUAAAAUGAAAAAGCACCUGAAGUUGUUUGUUAACUGAAUUUAUAUUCUGUGUGUAUGUAUCUGAACCCCUCACUGAUAAUAUUGUUAAGGGUCCUAAAAGUGUGCCUGUAGUCUACUAGUAGUAUCACACGGGUGGGAGUGGUUCUGAACUCUUUUUGUUUUUAUUUUUAAUGUCUGUAUUUGACACAAUGGCUGUUUGUUUCAGCGCGAAAGCUCUUGACUUGUACACGGAUGCUUUGUUCUGUUCUCAAAUCAAACCACGCACUUAACAUGACAGGUGCAUUAAAAUGUGACUCUCCAAUCCA